Drosophila teissieri is the source of this 523-nucleotide messenger RNA. RefSeq lists its product as uncharacterized. NCBI's taxonomy places the organism in Eukaryota, Metazoa, Arthropoda, Insecta, Diptera, Drosophilidae. The transcript is spliced from 2 exons. Bases 127 to 450 code for a protein of 107 amino acids. The record is from RefSeq and is a predicted model, not a curated record.
AAAAACUCGGAAUCUCGAGCUCCCAAUCAGUCGCAGUCGGGUUGCUUGUCUGUUCGCCUCUCGCGCUAAAGUCUCUAUCAGCUAUCUGUUGUUUAUUGAGAUUUUGAAAAAGUAAUUCUAAAAACAAUGGUUUACGUAUGCACUCUUGUGGCGUUGAUCUUUCCCGCCUUGUUGUUGGCUGCACCUUGGGAAAGCCAAAAUCCCAAGUCUCAGGUGGAAUACAUCAGCAACGACAAGACAGUGGCUUCUGGCUACGCCAAGCCCAACAUCGUGCCCAUCACGCAACCGCCGGUCGUGACGCAAACAGCUCCUCCACCGCCUCCAAAUUCCAAGAACUUCGCAUAUAAUCCGAUGACGCAGAGCUGGACCCUGAUUGCGCCAGGCGAUCCGCUGCCCAAUAAUGACACCCUUGUCUGGAACCAGAACAAUGACAAAUGGCUCACUCGCUAAGCAAUUCAGCAAUCAAUGGCAAUGCUUUAAUCAUUGUGUUUUAAUGUCAAAAGAAAUAAAACUAAUUCACUGA